AUGAGCGAAGAAGUGUGCAGAAUAUGCAAGAAAAAAGCGACAGGAACUGAGCAAAGCUGGGUCCAAUGCGACAGUUGUGACAGUUGGUACCACUUUCGCUGCGCAGGUGUCGACGACGACGUUGAGAAUAGCGACUGGAAUUGCGAUUUGUGCCUUGCUGGAGGCAGCGACGGAAUCCCACUUGGAAGGACACUGCGAUCACCGCUCCCAAAUCAGUUCGACAACUCCAUCUUAUUAUCCGUAAACCAGAAUAAGAUCGAGCAGCAAGUGAACUCGCUCAUCGAUAUGGAUAUUCCCGGCGAAGUACAGAUUACCCCCGACAACAACUCUAACGUCAACAAAAACCAGCUAAUGCUUGACAUGUUAGAAGAAAAAAGAGCUUCCGAACAGAGAUUUAUAGAGAAGUAUAAAAUUUUACUGCAAAUGAACGUACUAGGCGGAUCGACAGCCGGGCUAUUUCAGGCGACCCCCGCAUCACCCUCCACUUCCCAAAUCGCCGCAAGACAAGCUAUACCCAAGGAGCUUCCUUCGUUUAGCGGGGAUCCUGAGGAGUGGCCGAUGUUCAUCAGUACAUUCGAGCACAGCACUUCCGCAGCAGGAUUCUCCAACGUUGAAAACAUGCUCCGUCUACAAAAGUGCCUAAAAGGCAGGGCACGCGAAAUGGUAAAGGAUAAGCUUCUACUUCCUAGCCUAGUUCCGGAAGUAAUGAGCACGCUGAAAAUGUUCUUCGGCAGACCUGAGCACAUUCUGGAGAGGAUGAUCGACAAGGUGAGGAAGCUACCGCCGCCCAAAGAAAAAUUGGAAUCCAUAAUAGAGUACGCGCUCGCAGUGCGCAACAUCUGCGCCACGAUCGAAGCAUGCAGCCUAGAAGCGCAUUUAAACAACCCAAUGUUAGUCAAGGAGCUUGUAGACAAACUUCCAAGUAACCACAAAUUAAAUUGGGCGAUGCACUCCCGCGACGAAUCAGUCCCUCCCAUUAAGGCCUUCAGCGACUGGCUUUACAAAAUAGCGCAGGCGGCAUCGACUGUCGUGACACCGUUUUCUCACAAGACUAGUUCUGUGAAUACCCACAAUAGUUGCGCAGCCAGUUCGAGCCAGGGAUCUGCAGUCCAGCAACAGCCUACUCCAAAGUGCAUCGCAUGCAAAUCUACAAAUCAUUGGGUAACACAAUGCGAACAAUUUAAAUCCAGCGCCGUAGAGCAGAGAUGGCAAGUCGCUAAAGCCGGAAAGGCAUGCUUUCGAUGCUUGAAGCUUCAUCGAAACAAUUGUCGACUAAAGGAUUGCGGAGUAAACGGUUGUACCAGAAAGCAUCACCCUCUACUCCAGUCGGAAAAUGUUCCCAAUACAGCCAACGAAACGGGAAAUCAAAGGCAUGUAAGCACACACCAAGGCGAUGUAGAAGGAAACCAGUUCUUCCGAAUCGUACCCGUAACAUUACAUUAUGCUGAUCAAAAAAUGGAAAUCUUCGCUUUUUUGGACGAAGGAUCAUCUGUUACCCUAAUAGACAAAUCAAUUUUUGACAAGCUCGGUAUAAAAGGUUCACCGUCACCGAUUUGUUUGCAGUGGACUGGAGAAACAACCCGGUUCGAAAAUACUUCCGUGCGAGCAUCAAUCCAAAUCUCAGGCGUAAGCUCAGAAAAACGUUACUGGCUCAACAACGUUCAGACUGUCCAAAACAUUGCACUGCCAAAGCAAACCGUUGAUAUGGAUGAGUUGCGCAGUAAGUACAGCUAUCUAAAGGACCUGCCAUUAGAGACCUACUCCACGCAGCCAAUGUUAUUAAUUGGAACAAACAACUGGAAAAUAGGCAACUGGAACGACCCAAUAGCGUCAAAGUGCAUGUUGGGGUGGACCAUCCAGGGAUCGGCAAACUCAAACCGUCACGUAUCUAUGCACCACUGCGAUUGCAACUGGCAAGAGCUUCAUGAUGAAGUGAAAGAGCAAUUCAACAUCGAGUUAACUCCGCCUAAAAAACUCCUUUCAAGCGAGGACAAGCGAGCAGUCGAAAUCCUAGAGCAGACUUGUCAGCACAAAUGUGGAAAAUAUGAAGUUGGACUUCUUUGGCGGAAUGAUCUUCAAAAACUUCCCGAAAGUCGCAUUACCGCUCUAAAGCGCCUACAAUGCAUGAGAAACAGAAUUCUGAGCGAAACGGAUACGUUUACGAAAAUCGACGACCAAAUCAAAAAUCUUCUUACAAAAGGAUACGCCAAGCAACUGUCCGACGAGGAGGCGGAGAAAGAAGAAACUCGCACCUGGUACUUACCAAUCUUUAUAGCCUUAAAUCCGAAUAAGCCAGGAAAAAUUAGGCUAGUCUGGGACGCGGCAGCAAAAACAAAUGGAAUAUGCCUCAACGACCUUCUGUUAAGCGGACCGGACCGCUUAAACCCACUCAUCGACGUUCUUCUAGCCUUCAGAGUCGGAAAAGUCGCCGUAAGCGGCGACAUCGCCGAAAUGUUCCACAGGAUCAACAUUCGCCAUGAGGACAUGCAUUCCCAGCGCUUUCUUUGGUACGACGCCAACCGAAACAAGAUAAACACUUACGUCAUGCGUGCCAUGACCUUUGGUAUUAGUUGCGCGCCAUUCAUAGCCCACUACGUGCGCGACAAAAAUGCUGAAGUCCACCAGCAGCAAUUCCCCUUAGCCCUGGAUGCGAUUCAGCGUGCGCACUACGUCGACGACUUCAUCGACAGUAUGAGUGAUGAACAGAAAGCCAUCGAAAUAUCCAGCCAAGUAAGAGAGGUCCACGCCAGAGGCGGAUUCGAAAUCCGAAACUGGGCGUCAAAUUCGAGUACAGUUCUCUCGUAUCUUAUGAACGAUGGAGACGCCAAAAAUCAGGAACCAGUGCAGUUCGGCGCUACAGAAAAGGUUCUGGGUAUGUACUGGGACCCACAUAACGAUGUUUUUAAGUUUGUUUGCAGAUUCACAAGACUUAAGCGAGAUGUCCUUACCGACCCUGCAGUUCCAACGAAAAGAGAAGUCCUUCAGGUUCUUAUGUCGAUCUUCGACCCCUUGGGCCUACUGUCAUGCCAUACGAUCGGAUUAAAAAUUCUUCUGCAGAAAAUCUGGCGUGCAAAUAUCCGCUGGGACCAAGAGCUGCCAGAAUCACUGUUGGAUGACUGGAACCAAUGGAAGCUGUUACUGCCUCAAGUGGCAACAAUUAACAUUCCGAGAUGCUACUCCCCAAAGAUGUCUGAAGAGACCCGAAUUGAACUGCACACGUUCGUGGACGCUAGCGAGCAUGCUUACUCCGCUGCUUGCUACCUGCGAGUAUCACAAAAAGACGAGGUGGACGUAAUACUUGUGGCCGCGAAGAGCAAAGUGGCGCCACUAAAACCACUAUCUAUUCCUCGCAUGGAGCUCCAAGCCGCCGUGAUGGGCUCACGCUUAGCCAACAAAAUCAUCAACGUACGUAAUCUUCGAGUCGACGAUCUUACGUUCUGGUCGGAUUCACGAACUGUUUUACAAUGGCUGGUGAUGGAUCCUCGCAACUUUCAACAAUUUGUGAUGCACAGAAUCGGCGAAAUCCUGGAGACCACCCGAGCGGAUCAAUGGCGAUGGGUCCCAUCAAAACUCAACGUUGCAGACGCCGCAACUAAAGUUAUAAAAAAACCUUGUGUGGACACAUGGCUUUACGGACCCGAGUUUUUGAAAAGCAAACCCUGCAAGUGGCCAACAAUUCCAUCACGGGCAACGGAGAUCGAUACGACCGAACUACGCAGACACAUCUUUACAACUCGUAAUGCGAAUAAAGUCUUACUCGACGUGGAUUAUUUCUCCGAUUGGCGGCGCCUUUACAGAGCCGUCGCGAACAUGUUUCUAUAUAUCCAGCGACUACAGGCAAAGUGUCAAAGGACCUACAUGGUGACAGCAGUGACCGAGUUUCACGUCAAAAAGGCACAGACCAUUCUAUACAAAGAAGCACAGAGGCUCGAGUUCGCGGAAGAAAUCAAUUCAUUGAAGUGCACAAAACCAAUAAGCGCAAAAAGCAGAUUGACUGGCUUGAACGCAUAUCUGGACGACAAUGGAAUCCUGCGCACUAAAGGUCGAGUGAACGCAGUCGGAUAUACUAAGGACGCGAUAAUAUUGCCCCCAGAGAGUCGAGUAACAUUUUUAUUGGUCCGGUUCUAUCACGAAAAAUAUCAUCACCUCGCUCACGAAACCGUGAUAAACGAUAUAAAAUCCAACUUUUAUAUUCUGCGCCUAAGAGUACUGCACAAAUCCAUAAGAAAAGCCUGCCAAUUAUGUAAAAAUCGUAGCGCUAUGCCACAGCCUCCACAAAUGGCCGCUGUUCCAAAGGCUAGGUUGACAAGCUAUGAAAAACCGUUCACGUGCACCGGCGUUGAUUAUUUUGGCCCUAUCCUAGUCAACGUCGGAAGACGCAAAGAGAAGAGAUGGGUUGCGCUGUUUACCUGCUUAACCCUGCGUGCAGUCCACUUCGAAAUCGCUCACAGCCUCGAUACAAGCUCCUGCGUGAUGUGUUUCACCAAUUUCAUGGCACUUCGUGGGACACCAAGAGAAAUUUACUCCGAUAAUGGCACGAAUUUCAAGGCCACGGAAAAGACAUUGCGAGAGGAGCUGAUCAAGAUCGACUUUGACAAAAUUGCAAUCAAGUUCGACGGUAUUAAAUGGCUCUUUAACCCUCCAGGAGCCCCCCAUAUGGGCGGCGCUUGGGAAAGAUUAGUCCGCACUACCAAAACGGUCCUAAAAAGCAUCUGCCCGAAUUACUCAUUCAACGACGAAAGCCUGAGGUGUGCUCUGAUGGAAGCACAGUUCAUCAUUAACUCGCGCCCGUUAACUUUCGUCAGCCUGGACUCCGAGGACGACUCUGCGCUGACUCCAAACCACCUGCUGAUGGGUUCAUUAAACGGGUACAAGCCGAUCAACAUGAAUUUAAGACGUCAUUGGAACGAGGUAAAACUCUUUGGAGAUCGCUUUUGGCAACGCUGGGUGAGGGAGUAUACACCGGUGCUUACUAGACGCACUAAGUGGUUCGAAAAGUGUCCCCCUUUAUCAGUUGGAAGCAUAGUAAUGAUCGUCGACGAAAACAUGCCUAGGAAUUUAUGGCUUAAAGGACGAGUGACCAACACUGUUACCGCCAAGGACGGACAAGUUCGCCGAGCGACUAUUAUAACGCAGUAUGGAGUUCUCGAUCGACCAGCUACCAAGAUUGCGGUUCUAGAUGUCGGCUUAGAAGAUGGUAACUGA
This is a messenger RNA of Drosophila takahashii, 5205 nucleotides long. Lineage: Eukaryota; Metazoa; Arthropoda; Insecta; Diptera; Drosophilidae. The record is from RefSeq and is a predicted model, not a curated record.